UGACUUAGUUAUGGCUGGCGACAUUUUCAAGAACCAUUUCUCAUUAAAUAAUCACACCAAUAUAUUUAUUCCCAAAGGCCCUCUCUAUUAUAUAGUAGUAUGAACUAAUCAAUGAAAUUAUCAAUACUACUUUAUCUUAAUUAGUCUUUCCUCCUAAUCAAAUUUUCUCUCUCUCCUCAUUCCACUUGUUCUAUUUUGUCUUUAGUUCUUUCCAACAAGACACAAAAAAAAAAUAUUCCCUCUCUCGCUGGCAAAAACUCACCGGCGGCGUUUGUUGUAUUAAUAUUGAAUCACAGAGGCGGUGGUGGCGGCUUUGAUGGCGGCCUAAGCAUUCAUGUGAUUCACGUGAGUGAGCGAGUGAGUUCGUUCAUACUCUUCUUCUGUUUGCAUUAAUUCAUUGCUUCUUGAUUAUAUAAUCUCUAAUUUGGUUGAUUUUUUUCUGCAAAAUGGGUGAAAUCGUGGAGUUUCAGGUGAGGACCGUGUGGGACAUCCUUGGGGAGAGAAUGGACGGCGUGGAUCGCGCGGAGAGGAGGCCCAGUUUGAAGGAACGGCUCGGAUUGAAGGGGCUGGGCUGCUGUGGGCCGAGUUGGGGGAUUGGGCCCACGUCCAUGAGCGUGAUUGGUGAUGAUGAGGGUGUAGGUGGGCGUGAAUCACCUGAUCCGGUGCCGGUUGCGGCGCCGUGCGUGCCGCAGUCGCCGGGGAUGAAUCUGGCGGCGGCGCUGGCGGCGGAGAGGCAGAUCAGGGCGGCGCUGGAUUUUGGGAAUGUGGCGGGAACGCCAUCGAGGGUGUCGUUGAUGACGCUGCUGGAGGAAACGGACGGCUGCGAUGGGGAGAUGAGGAGGAGAGAGGAGGGGGAGAGUGAUUCGGUGUGCUGCGUGUGCAUGGGAAGGAGGAAGGGAGCGGCGUUCAUACCAUGUGGGCAUACUUUUUGUAGGGUGUGUUCGAGGGAGCUGUGGUUGAACCGAGGCUCCUGUCCCCUCUGCAACCGCUUCAUUCAUGAGAUUCUCGACAUUUACUAAUAGGUCGGGGAUUGGAGUCAUUAUUGAUGUAAAAAAACAUUGAUCAACAAUACAUUUGAUGUCAUCGUCUGCUUCUAUUGUGACGUGUUAAUAAUGUUGUUUUAUAGUUUUAAUUAAAUGAGAUUAUUUGUGAAAA
Messenger RNA from Salvia splendens (bonfire salvia), 1155 nucleotides. Its product is annotated as baculoviral IAP repeat-containing protein 7. The transcript has a single exon. Lineage: Eukaryota; Viridiplantae; Streptophyta; Magnoliopsida; Lamiales; Lamiaceae. The coding region runs from base 447 to 1019 and encodes 190 amino acids. The record is from RefSeq and is a predicted model, not a curated record.